Ascoidea rubescens DSM 1968 is the source of this 621-nucleotide messenger RNA. It is a transcript of the gene VPS25, whose product is annotated as ESCRT-II subunit protein VPS25. Gene Ontology annotation, molecular function: structural molecule activity; protein homodimerization activity. The record is from RefSeq and is a predicted model, not a curated record. Gene Ontology annotation, cellular component: ESCRT II complex. Gene Ontology annotation, biological process: protein transport to vacuole involved in ubiquitin-dependent protein catabolic process via the multivesicular body sorting pathway. The transcript has 2 exons. NCBI's taxonomy places the organism in Eukaryota, Fungi, Ascomycota, Saccharomycetes, Ascoideales, Ascoideaceae. Bases 1 to 621 code for a protein of 206 amino acids.
AUGUCUGCUUCAUUCAAUUUUCCCUCUAUUUACAAUUUUCCUCCUUUUUUCACAAGACAGCCCAACAAUCAAGUCUUGAACUCUCAGCUAGCCAAUUGGUCCAAUCUCAUCAUCAACUACUGCGAGUUUCACAGGAUAUGGGUCAUCAACAACGCUGGAAACAUAAAAAGCUCUUCAGGUUCCUUUGAUGACGAAUUAUUCCAUAAUCACAAAAUCAACAGAAAAUUAAAUAACGAAAUGUUUGUUGAAAUCUUCAACUACAUGCUACAAAACAAUUUGAUUGAAAUAUUCAAUAAUGAUAUCCUUAAUAAUUUCAAUAUUGCCAAUACUAAUAUGAAUGUCAACAAGUCAAAGAACUCAUCAAAGGUCAAUUACAUAGUAUACUGGAAAAAACCUGAAGAAUGGGCACAACUUAUCUUAGAUUGGGUGGAAAAAAAUGGUAAGUCAAACUCGAUCUUAACCUUAUACGAAUUAACCCAAAAUCUCUCAAUUAAAAAGGAACCAUUCUAUGGUUUGCAUCCUUUUAUCUUACUAAAGUCCUUGAAAAUUUUAUCCUCAGACAACAGAGCAAAACUAAUGAAAGAUGAUAAUGGUCAAGUUGUUGGUGUCAAAAUUGUCUAA